Molecule: messenger RNA, 1634 nt
Organism: Quercus lobata
Lineage: Eukaryota; Viridiplantae; Streptophyta; Magnoliopsida; Fagales; Fagaceae
Product: chloride channel protein CLC-c-like
Exons: 7
Coding region: 108-1634 (508 amino acids)
Biological process (GO): transmembrane transport; chloride transport
Cellular component (GO): intracellular membrane-bounded organelle; plant-type vacuole membrane
Molecular function (GO): voltage-gated chloride channel activity
Source: RefSeq, a predicted model, not a curated record
CAACAACAAACAAACAAUCCUCACCUUUCCAUUGCUCCUCCACAGUACUGGAGAGAAAAAUGGAAUGAAAUGAGAGUAGUGUUUUAGAGAGAGAGAGAAAUAGAGAGAUGGGAGAGAGAGAAGAGGUCCAGAAUAAUACUGAUAUAGAGAUAGGUGUGGAGAGAAGGGGACCAUCAUCGUCGUCAUCAUCAUCAAGAAGUGCAUCACCUGAGUCGAGAAGAAUCACGUCGUCUUCACUGAAAGAACCGCUGCUUCUUCCUCAUGAUGCCAAGAGAAUCAACCAGACCUCUCACCUCGCCAUUAUUGGCGCCAAUGUCUGUCCCAUUGAAAGCCUCGACUACGAGAUUAUCGAGAAUGAUCUUUUUAAGCAGGAUUGGAGGUCUAGAACAAAAAAUGAGACACUUCAAUAUGUUUUUUUUAAAUGGACCCUUGUACUCAUUAUCGGUUUAGGUACAGGGUUCGUUGCCUUCUUCAAUAACCUUGCUGUUGAGAAUAUAGCUGGUUUCAAACUUUUGUUCACCAACAGCCUCAUGCUUAAGGAUAAGUAUUUUCAGGCAUUUGCAGCAUAUGCUGGUUGUAACAUGGUUUUGGCCAUUGCAGCUGCUGGACUCUGUGCCUACAUUUCUCCCGCAGCAGCAGGAUCUGGCAUACCUGAGGUGAAAGCUUACCUCAAUGGAAUAGAUGCUCAUUCUAUAUUGGCUCCAAGCACCCUUUUUGUGAAGAUUUUUGGUUCCAUUUUUGGAGUGGCUGCUGGAUUUGUUGUGGGGAAGGAAGGACCUAUGGUACACACUGGUGCCUGCAUAGCCUCUUUACUUGGGCAGGGUGGUUCUCGCAAGUAUGGUUUGACUUGGAAGUGGCUCAGAUACUUCAAAAAUGAUUUGGACCGGCGGGAUUUAAUCACCUGUGGUGCUGCUGCCGGUGUAGCAGCUGCCUUCCGUGCCCCAGUUGGCGGGGUCCUCUUUGCAUUAGAAGAAAUAGCUUCCUGGUGGAGGAGUGCUCUUCUUUGGAGGACUUUUUUUACAACAGCAGUAGUAGCAGUGGUGUUGAGGACUUUCAUUGUUUUUUGCCGGGGUGGACAAUGUGGACUAUUUGGGGAAGGAGGCCUCAUCAUGUUUGAUGUCAACUCAGUGAAUCCCACUUACAGCAUUGCAGAUCUACUGGCUGUAAUAUUCCUUGGAAUGAUUGGAGGCAUUUUCGGGAGCCUUUACAAUUAUCUUGUGGACAAGGUCCUUCGCACUUACAGCAUCAUCAAUGAGAGAGGUCCUGUUUUUAAAAUCCUUCUUGCCAUCAUCAUCUCCCUUUUGACCUCCUGUUGUUCUUAUGGCCUUCCCUGGUUAUCAAAGUGCAUUCCUUGUCCUACUUCCUUGGGGGAUCAGUGCCCCACUGUAGGUCGCUAUGGAAACUUCAGAAGUUUCCAAUGUCCACCUAACCAUUACAAUGAGCGGGCUGCCGGGGGAGGACUACCAAGGAGGAGGCGAGCCGCGACGCAAGAGGGAGCGCGGGGGGGGACAGAAGGUGCAGCGCUCGACGCGGAGAGGCUGGAUUCGACGUCAGCUAGGCCUCCAGAAUUGAUAGAAAAGAAAGGACAGAGAAAAGAAAAGGGAAAGCUUGCAUUGAAAAAUAUACUUGCUUGA